This is a messenger RNA of Pelmatolapia mariae (spotted tilapia), 1746 nucleotides long. RefSeq names its product SAM and SH3 domain containing 3 (gene sash3). Gene Ontology annotation, molecular function: protein binding. The record is from RefSeq and is a predicted model, not a curated record. Lineage: Eukaryota; Metazoa; Chordata; Actinopteri; Cichliformes; Cichlidae. Bases 136 to 1335 code for a protein of 399 amino acids. The transcript is spliced from 8 exons.
CAUCAGGCUUCCUCAGUUUUUUAAUCAGACUCAGGCUGUGACCGCGUAGUCACAGAAAUCCUCAGGUGAUUAAAGCGGGUCCAACUUUCCCACAGCUUUCUCUCCGGGGAGAUCUGAGGAUCACAGAGGGACAAGAUGUUGAGGCGAAGGCCGUCAAAUGCCUCAGAGAAGGAGCAGGUGCAGAAGAAGAAGCUCACCCUGCAGAGGUCCAGCAGCUUCAAGGAUUUCAUGAAGCCCAAGCCUACCUCUCCUGUUGUGUCAGAGAAGGAGUUCAGCUUGGAGGAGAAUGUAGCAGAUGGUGUGACUGCAGAGGAAGCAGUGAAAAGUGGCAGCAAACUGGGGAAGAAAUGGCGCAAUGUCAUUUCACGCACCAUGACCCGCAAAACGUCCAAGAUGGUGCAGAAGGCUUUAGCUGAAGAAGGGGGGGAGAGCGGUGAAGAGCUGUCUCCUGUCUCCUCCGACUGGCUUCCAGAUCUGAGUGCAGGCCAGAGGACGUCGGUGUGCUCCACAGGCUCGGAGGACACCAUGCCCAGCCCCAUCAGCCGCCAGCUCUCUGGCAACAGCGACAGACAGAGCCUGGACAGUGGAUACAGCCAGAGGGACAGCAUGCGACUGGAGGAGAACGGCAUUGCUUACAACGGCCCGUUCUGCGGCCGCGCUGUGGUCCACACCGACUUCACCCCCAGCCCCUACGAUGUGGAUUCGCUAAAACUCCAAAAAGGGGACAUCAUCCACAUCAUCGAGAAGCCCCCCGUGGGCACCUGGACCGGGAAGCUCAACAACAAGGUGGGCUCCUUUAAGUUCAUUUAUGUGAACCUCCUGCCCGACGAAAGCCCCCCGACCAGGAGGAAACGCUGCAGCAGAAAAGCCAACCGAGCCAAAUCCAAACCCAAAACCCUGGAGGAAGUCCUGGACAGCAUCGGCCUGAUGGAGCUGAGUUCUUUGCUGUCCAUGCAUGGUUUCCAGACUCUGGAGGACUUUGCAGGGCUGAAAGAGUCUCACCUGAAUGAGCUGAACAUCACAGACCCAGAGCAGCGCUCCAAGAUCCUGAACGCCACUGAGCUGUUGAGAGACUCUGAAGACGAGUCAGAGCCAGAAGAGGAGGAGGAGGAGAAGGAGAAGGAGGAAACAUCUGGGGAGGAUGCCAAGGAGCCGCGGGAUUCGGGUUGUUUUGAGAGCUCAGAGAAUCUGGAGAGUGUACGCGAGGAGCCAAAGAUGGAGGAAGAGGUAGAGAACCAUGAGCCGGAGUCCGAGCAGCCACAAGAGAGCCAGACGGAGCAGCUGGAGAAUGUGCAGGAGCAGCUGCAGGAGCUGACAGUGGACGAAGGAUCUUGAGACGUGAUGGACAACUUGUCAAACUUCUCUUACUCCUGGUCCUCUGGGUUUCUGUGGAUGCAGAUUUAAUCCCACUGAAAUAUCUCUUCGUGGUAGAAGAGCAGACUGUAUGAACACAAUAGUCACAUAGCCAUGGACUGUUCAGCAAGUGGCACAGUUUUGGUUUUUUUUUAUCUGUCCUAGCUGGACACAUUAUUUUAAAUGAAUGUUUUUUUGUAUUGUAUUGUUUGAUUUAUAAAGUUGUUUGUCAUCAUUUAUCAUAAUGUAUCUGAGCAUAAUGGUACAUAUUAAAACCAUUUUUAUGGGACUUAGUCUCUGAGACUACGUCUAAGAAUGUAAAAUACUUAAAUGUAACUUGAAUACAACUGCUGCAAGUUAUAAUGUAUAUUACAGCAGUUUUUUCAUGCUAUU